GUUCAUCUUCUUCACUAAGGUAAAUUUGUGGGUUUGUCCUGGUUUAUCUUGUUUUUGUUGUUGUCCUGCAGGUGUCUGAGCAGAAGUGGAGGACGGAGACAGAGACGAUGGACAUACAUCCAGUGAUGUGAGUGAUCUGCAUCAAGGACAAAAUCAAUCUGAGUUCUCAGCCCCGUAGCAAACAGAUGACGAUGAUGAGGAGGAUGAUGACGAUGAGGAGGAUUCUCCAUGUGAAGGGAGAUGUGAUGUGCACGAUGCUGCUGCUGGUUCUGUUCUGUCUGCUGCUCUACGCUCGACAGGUGGCGAUCUCCUCCGGGUGGGACAGACCUCAGUGGAAGCUGGAGAUCCACGGCUCCACCAGCUCCAGUCGGACACUGCUGGGGGCCAGUGGGGCCAAAGGGGGCCGGGAGUCUCAAGAGUUCCCCUCCAGCCCGUCAGAGCCACAGCUGCCCGCCUGUAAGCCCCAGUCCAAGUCCAAACCUCCUCAGGCCAAAUCCAAACCUCUGCUCAAAUCUAAGGGGAAAUCGAAGUCCCGACGGAAGAAUGCUGCGCCGACCAAACCUGCUGCCAAACCUCUGCCCACGAUGCCUCCGUUUGACUUUGAAGGAUACUUGAAAGCGAAGGACAACAGGAACUUUAAUCUGCUCAUCAACCAGCCAGAGAAGUGUCACAUCGGAGGAGCAGAGGAGGAAGAAGGAGGCGAAGCUCCCUACAUGCUCAUCGCAGUCAAAUCCGUUGCGGCAGAUUUUGAUAAGCGUCAGGUGGUGCGUCGGACAUGGGGUAAGGAGGGACUGUUCCCAAACGACGUCACCAUUCGUACGGUUUUCCUGCUAGGGGUUCCCAGGAAUCGAACUGCUCUGCCUCUGUGGGAUCGCCUCCUCAGCUACGAGAGUCAGACGUUCCGGGACAUCCUGCUCUGGGACUUUGAGGACACUUUCUUCAACCUGACGCUGAAGGAAACACAUUUUCUGAAAUGGGUUAACAGCAGCUGUCCUCAAGUCAAGUUCAUUUUCAAGGGUGACGCUGACGUGUAUGUGAAUGUGGAGAACAUACUGGAGAUGCUACAAGGUCAGAAGCCGGAUGAGGAUCUGUUUGUCGGUGAUAUUAUCAUUCACGCCAAACCCAUUCGCAGAAGGAGCUCCAAAUAUUAUGUGCCAGAGUUUGUGUACGGGGGGGGUCUGUACCCAAAUUACGCAGGAGGAGGAGGGUUUGUGAUGUCGGGACAUACGGCUCGGAGACUGAGCUCUGCGUGUCAACAGGUGGAGCUGUUCCCCAUUGACGAUGUCUUUCUGGGAAUGUGCCUGCAGCUGAUUGGUGUCAAACCGUCACGUCACCAGGGCUUCCGGACCUUUGGGAUUCCCCGGCCGUCUGCGGCGCCCCACCUUCAGACGUUCAACCCCUGUUUCUACAGAGAACUCAUGGUGGUUCACAGCCUCAGCGUCCCGCAGAUCUGGCUCAUGUGGAACCUCCUGCACGACCCCGACCUGAGCUGCCACAACCGGAGCAGCCAGACGCCCUCACCCUUUAAGUGGAGGGGGAAGAUGGCCGAGGAUACGGACUACGGUGAGAAGCGGGUGUUCAUCAUGCAUUAAGGACUUCCUGCAGGGACUGAGUGGGAUCUGCAAGAGCGCCGGCGAGUACAAAAUGGCGCUCAUGCCGGAUCUGUGGCCAACCAAAAAACAUAAUGACGUGUUCACAGCUGAGACAUGUGAGAGUUUAUCCAGAUCCUGGCGGAUCAACUCGGGGGAAAUUAAUCGGCAAAUAUGCUUCAAACUUGAAUCCAAAAGAGAAUUUAGGGUUUUGCCACGUGAGCCCCGUGUCUCUGUUCACACUGUGCUGGUGAUCGAUGCAGAAAGAUUUUUCACGUGAGACCUUGAAUCUCUGGACUUUUGAAUGUGUAAUCGCAUCAGAAUGUGUUGUGUUGCUACAGUCACCUUCAAGGUUGACCAUACUUUCCACUGUGAGUCUGUACAUGCUCACGGUUCCUUUCAAACUAAAAUAAGCGUCUGCGUCGGUCCCACUAACCGUUCUAUUCCAGCGUGUGGAUAUUUGUACCUGGAGCGCGUGCGGGCAACAAACACAGGCUGCACGCGGACGGGGUUCUUGACGACAUUCACGCCAUGAGGACCAUAGCGGACCCCAGUGGAGCCCGGAGGACUGGCAGAUGCUCAAAUUAUGAAUUCACCUCAAGAUUGAGUGGUUAGCCGGUUUAACCUCAUCCAAGAGUUAAAGUGUGUGAGACCACAACCGUGUUAAAUGUCAGACUCCGAGGACGCGGCUGUGAACACGGCUGAGCAGCUGAGACGUUUUGUUUCCUGAUGUGAAUCAUUUGCAGAGACGUUGCUCUUCUCUUUGUUUUGCUGGAUAGAAAUUGACAAAUGGACGGUGACUAUAUCUGUUUCCCUGGAGGAACAACAAAUGCCUUAAUGGAAACCAGCUGCACGGCAGGAACCAGCUGGGACCAACACACACACACACACACUAACACACACAC
Paralichthys olivaceus (Japanese flounder) is the source of this 2494-nucleotide messenger RNA. The record is from RefSeq and is a predicted model, not a curated record. NCBI's taxonomy places the organism in Eukaryota, Metazoa, Chordata, Actinopteri, Pleuronectiformes, Paralichthyidae.